Messenger RNA from Lentinula edodes (shiitake mushroom), 1449 nucleotides. RefSeq lists its product as uncharacterized. NCBI's taxonomy places the organism in Eukaryota, Fungi, Basidiomycota, Agaricomycetes, Agaricales, Omphalotaceae. The record is from RefSeq and is a predicted model, not a curated record. Bases 417 to 1340 code for a protein of 307 amino acids. The transcript has 5 exons.
AAUAGAGACAACUAAUACUACAUUUUAAGUUUUAGAGAAUCAAAGUUCAGCCAGAAAUCAGAUGGGUGUUGAACGUUGAGCAUUGAACGUUUGAACGUUCUUGUUCAACGUUUAAUUUCAACACUCACCCACCCACGUUUGAAUGUUGUCAAUUCGAAGAGGGGUACAUACAAGACUCAAGUACUAGACAUACAAGUACUAGCGCUAAAAAACUUAGACUUGUUUCUGCGAUACCAAUUGAACCAGUCUUAUCAUCAGUCUAUUUUUGAUAUCGCAGAAAUCCCGAAAGAGUCCUUUAUUUCCCAAGUCCCAUAAAUAGCCCCAAGUGCUCUCACCCACCCACCAAACCACCACCAUUGGCAUCGGAUCCCCUCCUCCUCCUCACCCAAUACUAAUACUCUCAAUACCUUUUGGCAAUGGCUUUAGAAACCCGUACCAUCUCACUCUCCCACCUCACCCUAAAUCAAGAUGAACUAGCGUUCUACAAAAGACAAACCGGAAUAGCCGACGAGGAGAAAUUGAAGGAACGUAUUGCGGAGAUUGCGCAGAAGGCUCUUGAUGUGUAUCCGUAUCAUUGUAUCUGGACUUUUGGAUUUCUGAGAUUCCGUAUCCUUCGUUCUCAAUCCGGGUACAAACAACUGUUAGAACUAGGCUCUACACGGGCAAAUGCUUUGUUUUUGGAUAUAGGGUGUUGUUUCGGGAACGAUUUACGCAAAGCAAUCGAGGAUGGAUUCCCUGCUCAGAACGUGAUUGCGUCUGAUCUUCGACCUGACUUUUGGAACUUCGGACACGAACUCUUCAACACCAACCCAACAACAUUCCCAGUCACAUUCGUUCCAGGAAACGUGCUCGAGUCUUCCUUCAUAUCCACCCAACCUCCGCUGCUGUCACACGAAUCACCUCCAAACUUCAUACCCUCCGUGUCUCUCCAAUCUCUCCUCCUCCAACCCAACCCAAAAUCCCUCGAUCCUCUCCGCGGACAUCUCUCCGCAAUCCACACUUCCGCCUUUUUCCAUCUAUUCAAGAAGGACGAACAGCUCUUGAUAGCCAAGAAACUCGCGUCCCUCCUUUCUCCUGUUCCCGGUUCCAUUAUAUUCGGCUCCCACCGCGGUGCCGCGACGCCUCAGGAAGGGGAAAGGAACAGCACGGGGACGUUGUUCUAUCGACAUAGUCCGGAGUCGUGGAAAGAUAUGUGGGAGAAAGAGGUGUUUCUGGUUCCCGGCGCGGGGGAUAAUGAUGGUGGGGGUAGUACCGGCGAGGAUUUGAUCAGAGUCGAUGCUGGGUUGUCGCUUGAUGAUAAGUCAAGGGAGAUAUUGUGGUGGACUGUUACACGUUUGUGAUUCAAUAAACAUCUUUUGAAAAUUUGUUCUUUUUCUGUACUGUACUACUACUACUACUUUACAUAAAUUCACCUCGGGUGACUUGGAUUCGGACUUGGAAGACAACUAA